AUGAAAAAUUGGCUCAACGAUCAUGGAGCGAUUGUGGACUAUACAGACACUGCACCUUCGCCUUGCAAAGAUUUUUACCAUCUUUUCAUAACUCCUGAACUUGUUAUUUACAGAUUAUGGAAAAUUGUGCCUCCAACACGCUCCGAUUCGUCAAAUCCGCCGUCAGAAGUGAGGGACUCGCUGGAAGAUUUUCAAUACGAUGAGAGACUUCACAGCGAAAUUCAAAGAGUCGGUGGAGCGAAUACGUUAGAUUACAUUACUAAUAUAUGUCAAGGAAAAAUAGACUAUUUACCUCGACUGAAAGAAAAUAUUUUAUUAAAGAUAUUGCUUAUGUUGGAUUUAGAAGAUCUCGCUCGCCUUGGUCAAGUUUCUAAACAAUUCAGAACUCUUUGUAAUUCUGAUGUUUUAUGGCAGAAGAUUUAUAUAAUGAACAGUGAAAGUGGAGUUACACCAGAUGUUGAAUCUCUAGCAGCUAGCAUUGGGUGGAAAAAACUCUUCUAUACCAAUAAACUACAAUUACAAGUUCAACUUCGUCGCCAGCGAGCUCAUGAAUAA
Messenger RNA from Lottia gigantea (owl limpet), 555 nucleotides. RefSeq lists its product as hypothetical. Gene Ontology annotation, molecular function: protein binding. Lineage: Eukaryota; Metazoa; Mollusca; Gastropoda; Lottiidae. The record is from RefSeq and is a predicted model, not a curated record. The coding region runs from base 1 to 555 and encodes 184 amino acids. The transcript has 2 exons.